UCUAAUUUAAAACUUGAGUGUUGAUAUUUCCGUUAUUAUUUGAGCGAGUUUUUGUGUGUGAGAGCCGGAUACACUUCCAGUUUUCAAACUUGUGCGUUUUGAUAUUUUCAGACUUUGGCAUCAUGAAACGUCGGAAGAUAUUUUUGUCUGCAAUUCAAGCAAUUAAAGAGUGUUUGAUACAAAAUUUAAAUGCAGAACCAUGGCUGCGGUGGCAUUGAUUACAAAUAUUUCACGACGAGUAAUGUCGGUGAUUCGCACAUCUAAGAAAAUCAUCGCCGUUGUCAUACUCCUGGCCAUUAUUGCUAUCGCUAUGAUGUUGCAAUACGUCGACCAGGUUCACAUUAGGCAUUUCACGGUUAAUCGGACGACUAGGCGACCAUCUAGCCUUGCUGACGACAUUUGGGCAACCAUGAGGGCCUUCACACCAUCCCCCGAUGACAUGAGGGCCAUAGCACCCAACCCGGAUCUGAUCGCCAAAAUCAACGCAUCAUCGGAUGUCCAAUAUCCUGUGACUAUAAACGGAUCGUAUCUGAUUGAGAAUCCAGCCUUAUGUUCAUCUGUGCCUGAUUUGUCCGUGUUAAUCAUUGUUCAUACCGCUCCAGACCAUUUUGAAUUGCGCAGUGCAAUGAGACGAACUUGGGCAAAUGAUACCUAUUAUAAAUUCCUAGGAAAGGUUAGAACAUUGUUCCUUCUUGGUACAGUCCAUAACACAAAGGUACAGACACGGUUGGAAAGGGAAUUCAAAGAACAUCAAGACCUUUUGCAAGGAGAUUUCGUCGAUGCUUACAGGAACCUUACACAUAAAGGUGUUCUAGGAUACCGCUGGGUUUCCGAGCGGUGCCGGAACGCGAAAUAUAUCCUGAAAGUUGACGAUGAUAUCGUCGUUGAUAUGUAUAGACUAUUUACUAAAGUUCUUCCAAAAUAUACAAACAAAACGAAACAAAUCCUAUGCAAUCAUAUUUUCCCAGGAACUAUGCUUAUCAUCCGGGAAAAGAAAAGCAAGUGGUAUGUGAAUGAAAACCAUUUUAAGGGGCAUAAAUUUUAUCCAGAGUAUUGCAGCGGGUUUCUAGUCCUCUUUUCUAAUGACGUGAUACCGGCAAUAUUCAAAUCCGCAUCGGUGACGCCAUUUUUCUGGGUGGAUGACGUGUAUUUGUACGGCCUUGCGCCAAAGCAUGUACCAGGUAUUGAAUACAACGGUUUGGAGCAAAAGGACCACAUGCUGGACAGCAACAAAGCUUUAAAGUGUUAUAGAAACGAAACAAUGAAUAACCAGCAUAAAUGUGAUUACCUUGUUACUGAUUCUCGAAAAAUGCAAGUUUCAGUGGAAAUAUGGUCGGAAAUGACUAAACAGUACGAAAAAGAGAAAUUAGAGAAAAUAAAAGAAGCUGUCACUUCGACUAUCAAUUAUAAUACGACGGGGAAUUCUGAAUAAUGAUAUUAUAGAAAAAUCAUAUACAUAUUCAGAACAUAACUCUUGGAUAUGGGUUUGUUGGGUAACCGUUUAAUGCCAUCAUUUAAAAAGAAUUCUACCCAAAAGGAGAGCAUAUAGUCGGUGCUUUGUAAGUCCAUCCAUCAGUCCGUCUGACUGUCCGGGCCAUAAUAACGGUGUUUAGGGGUUAGGACGCUAAUGGUUAUUUAUUUCUUUUGAACUAACACGUAUAACUUCACGUUUUAAGUGGCUUUUUAAUGAAGGGAAACAGAAGGAGCUUAUCUCUUCCUGCGAUACUCUUGUUUUAGAGUUGAAAUAUUCAUAUGCUUUAGUUUAGUUUUUUGCUUGAAAUCUUAAUAAAAACGAGUCAAAGCUGACAACCUCCCUUUCCUGGUCAAAAUAAACGUUGACAGUAUCGGAGUUCUCCGGAACUUUGCAGAACCAUGUUCUCGCUUCACCAGUGGUAGCGGUUGUGCGUGAUCUCCCCUGGUCGUAGUCAUCUGCACGGAAAGCCCAAUGCCAAUGCCAUACAAACAGAUAGCAAAACUAAACAGGACCACCAUGAAUUGACAAGAUGAUAUGUUCACUGGGUACUUUAAAGAUGACUUUUUUAAUAUCAUAAAAAAAAAUUAUUUAAUUUUAGAUUUUUUUUCUAAAUUGGCAUCAAUUUGUGUAUUUUAAAGUUGGCAGUAAAUGUAUAGGCUUUCUAAAAUAAGUUUAUUGAUUGAAUUUACUAGUUUAGUGUUUUAUUGUUAAUGUAAAGGGAAUAUGAAUGCACGAUCAUCA
Messenger RNA from Mya arenaria, 2215 nucleotides. RefSeq names its product lactosylceramide 1,3-N-acetyl-beta-D-glucosaminyltransferase-like. Gene Ontology annotation, cellular component: membrane. NCBI's taxonomy places the organism in Eukaryota, Metazoa, Mollusca, Bivalvia, Myida, Myidae. The coding region runs from base 200 to 1432 and encodes 410 amino acids. The record is from RefSeq and is a predicted model, not a curated record. The transcript has a single exon. Gene Ontology annotation, molecular function: hexosyltransferase activity.